AUGAGAGCAAUUCCGAAACCAAUCAGGAAACACCAUGAUUCCCUCAACGUGGUUGAUUUCCCAAUUGAUCACAACCAGAGAAAUGAUGAUCUGGAAGAUGGUACCAAUGAACUGGCCACGGAAAACGGCCCUUGGAGGCACUUUGGCGUAGUGAGCAAUCUUCUGGUCGUAGAUAUACUGCUGGGCUUGUCCAGUGAUGUUGUAUCCAAGUGCUUGCAGGAACAUCAGGGCGUCUCCGUUACCGGGGAUAGCGUAUCCAACAAUCAACUCGACAAAAACUUGCAACGUGAAGUAAUAACCAGUAACGGCGUAGAUAACACAUAG
This is a messenger RNA of Ogataea philodendri, 324 nucleotides long. RefSeq lists its product as uncharacterized. The record is from RefSeq and is a predicted model, not a curated record. Bases 1 to 324 code for a protein of 107 amino acids. The transcript is spliced from 2 exons. Lineage: Eukaryota; Fungi; Ascomycota; Pichiomycetes; Pichiales; Pichiaceae.